Molecule: messenger RNA, 270 nt
Organism: Diabrotica balteata
Lineage: Eukaryota; Metazoa; Arthropoda; Insecta; Coleoptera; Chrysomelidae
Source: the annotation of a GenBank genome assembly
AUGUUGGGACCCAGUCAGACCAGCCAAGUAACAGAUGCAGUUCCUCUCAGCAAUAAUACUGUCUCCAAAAGGAUUGAUGAAAUGGGAGCGAAUGUCGAAGAUGUUCUCUGCAACAAAUUGAAAAGCAAAGAGUUUACUAUGCAACUUGACGUGACUACCCUGAGUGACUGCACAGCUUUGCUGCUGUCAUAUGUUCGAUUAAUUGACGACAAUGGAGAAAUAGCCGAGGAAAUGCUGUUUGCUAGAAGUUUGAUUACUGAUACAAAAUGA